AGAAAAUUUUGCCAAGAUGGGGGAUGGAAUGCUAUCAUUGUAUUGGAACAAUCAUAAAACUACCUUUUGCCACAUACUAUCAACACUCAGGGAAAAGGAGCGGUACACAGAUGCAACCCUGGCGUGUGAUGGAAAGUUUUACCCUGUCCAUAAGUUAGUGCUGUCUACGUGCAGUGCUUACUUUGAGAGCAUGUUUGAGCACACACCAUGCAAGCACCCAGUGAUUGUGCUAAAGGAUGUUAAGCCUGAUGAACUAGAGGCAUUGUUGAGCUAUAUGUAUGCUGGUGUUGUUAGUGUAGCUCAGAAUGACCUUUCAAGGCUUAUUAAAGCAGCAGAAAUGCUUCAAAUUAAAGGUCUUGCUGUGCCUGAUGAACCACCUCCAGGAGAUGAAAGUAGAACUGCACCCUCUAGGGGUGGGAGGGAAGAUAGAUCGAGUCCACAGCCAAGAAAAAGAAGACGCGAAGAAAACGGCACCCCUUCUCAGGGUGGUUCACAACCCUCCAAUAGUCCUCCCUCCUCACCUAGAGCUUCUCCAUACCAGGUAGAGAGUGAACACCAUGUUCGCUCUAGAACACAUGGAGAUACUCACAGAGUUGAAACUGCAGACCAACCAGCGUCGCACGAGUCUCAGACAUCAGAAGUUAAGAUUAUGGUGGACGAGUCGUUAGUUAAAGAAGAAAUGGUAGAAACGAUUGACAGUAAUCAGUCGGAGGGUAAUGAAUCUGGAAUGCAAUAUGGUCAUGUGGGUAGUGAUCCUGGUAUGGAUGGUUCUGGGGGUGGCGAAGAACAUAGUAGUCACAUGCUACCAAAUAAAUUUGACCAAUCAGUUAUCCCUGGGCAAGCACAACCCCUUGCUGAUGCUGUUGCAGAAGCUCUAGCAGGGCCUUCAGGAAUGCAAGGCUGGCUUGGUGGCAGUGAAAUUCCUGGGGGCUUCUCAGCAGAAAAUUAUGUUGGCGAGGGAAGCCAGGAGGUUCACCCUCCUCAAGCUGGUGGGCCACAUUCUCAACAGCGGGCUACAGCAGAAACUGCAGCAAGAAUGAGCUCCAGGGAAGAAAUGUGGCCAAAGAAUUCGUUGGCUCAUCGGAAAGUCUCCUGUAUCGGUAAAAAGAGUGGAUUCAUCACCAAAAGCCCCAUCAAGAGCAUUCAGGAUAAAUUCUUUAGAGUUGGUAAAAAGAAGCCCCAUUCAAAAUCCUUCAUAUAUGGAAAGAAGCCACGUUCAAAAUCUUUCUUAUAUGGAAGGGGAAACUUCUGUGCCCAAACAAGUUUUCGCUAUGAGGAUAAAAUUUGGUAUGCACAACUCUUACAGCAGUUCACAGGUACUGCUGUCCUACCAUCCACCCAUGCAGAGUUUACAGUACAGCCAAGGUCCUCUAGUUCAUGCACCAUGCGUAACAUCAGUCCUUUAGGAAUGAUCCUACGCUCCCAUUGUAGCCCCACCUGGACACAGGAAAUGCGACAACAGCUUGAAACUUCUACAGAUUCUGUUCCUUCAUCUAUGCUAGAAUCAGAUGCAACACCAAUAUUUCAUAUCCCAGACAUUCCAGGAAAGAGGGCUCCAGAUGCUCCUAUAGUUGAACUGACAGAAUCUGGUAGUGUUAUAAAUAACAUCAAUGCUAGAGAGACCCAAGAUAAAAAGCCAUCCUGUGAGAUGGCAGAAAAAUCUUCAUUUAAAAAUUCUUUGGAGAAACGCCUUCAAGAAUCUCCUGUAUAUCAUCUUGAUUGGUUAAAAUCUUUACGUGAAAAGUACGAAAUUCAUUCCAAAGCAAGUGACUGUGAGGCAGAGAUUAUGGCAGAACAACAGAGACUAAUACAAGAAAAGAGGAAAAAGCUGGAGGCAUCUCAAGAAAAACGUAUUGCUCUUGGUAUGAGGCAUCUUGAUAUAGCAUACCCUCCAUCUGUUAGGAAAUCAUCUCUUGAGGAGGAGAAUUAUUUAUUGAGUGAUGAGUAUGAGGAGGAGGAGGAGGAUGAAGAAUUGGUACAACUCACUCCAGAGAUGGAAGAUAUUAUUGAUAAUGCUUUGCAAAAAACUCCUGCUGAGGAAGUAUUAGUUGAUAAGUUCAAUACUCAGAUUACUCGUCACGAUGUAUCUACUUUGGCUGGCCUUAAUUGGCUAAAUGAUGAAGUCAUUAAUUUCUACAUGAAUUUAUUAAUGGAAAGAGGCAAGAAUGACAAUUACCCAAAUGUUUAUGCCUUUAAUACUUUCUUUUAUCCAAAGCUGAUGAAGACUGGUUUUCAGACAGUUAAAAGAUGGACUAAGAAAAUUGAUACAUUUAGUUAUGAUAUCCUACUUGUUCCAAUACAUUUGGGGAUGCACUGGUGUCUAGCUACUAUAGAUUUUCGUGUCAAAGCUAUUCGUUACUAUGAUUCAAUGUUGGGCGACAAUGAUGCAUGUCUUGAGUCGUUGCUUAAAUAUCUUGAGGAUGAGCACCAAGAUAAAAAGAAGACCAGUUAUGACACAAGUGGUUGGACAUUGGAGAAUGUAAAGGAUAUUCCUCAACAGAUGAAUGGAUCAGAUUGUGGGAUGUUCGCCUGCAUGUUUGCAGAAUAUUUGUCGCGUGAUGGAGCCAUAACAUUUGAUCAGCAGCAUAUGCCUUACUUCAGAAGGAAAAUGGUGGGGCUGGACAGUGCCUGUCUCAGGACUGGAGAGAGAGGAGCGAAAGGAGGCGGGAAGGCCCACGUCACCUCUGGCAAGACACACCAGUGCCCAUACUGUUUGUACAACACCUCAGUCACUACAAACCUUAUUAAUCACAUGCGCGUUCAUACUGGAGAAAAACCAUUUUCUUGUCCACAUUGCCCAUAUCGUGCCAAUCAGAGAACAAAUCUCAAAACACACAUGCGUAUACAUACUGGAGAGAAGCCUUACGUUUGUAACCAGUGCCCUUAUCGCUCCUCUAAUAAGGGGAGCCUAGAUACGCACAUGUGGUCACGUCAUACAGUUAAAUAAGUUAUUGAAUUUGUUAGGUUCUCAGGUGUUUGGUUGUUCAAAAACUUAAUCACCAUUGUAUUUAUUAGGUAUAGAAUACUGUAUCAUUAUUCAUUCCUAUAAAGCUUGUAAGGUUAAUGUAAAUGAUAAAAAUGUAGUGUAGAUUAUACAAAUAAAUGUUUCCAUCUA
Cherax quadricarinatus is the source of this 3115-nucleotide messenger RNA. The record is from RefSeq and is a predicted model, not a curated record. NCBI's taxonomy places the organism in Eukaryota, Metazoa, Arthropoda, Malacostraca, Decapoda, Parastacidae.